AUGGAUACGCCUACGCCGCCGGCGGAAGAGCUUCUCCGGAAGAUUCAGGAGCUGGAAGCCGGACAAGCUGAGCUUCAACAGGAGUUGACGAAGCUUAAGCUCACUUCCGAUUCGAAAUCCGAGAAUCUUCUCCUUCACCACCAACAGCAGCAUCAGCAACAGCACCACCAUCACCAUCACCACCACCAUCCUCGGUCCCAGUCAAUCUCGCCUCAGCGUCCAGGGACUAGCCGGAGCUUCGAGACGGCUGCGUCUAUGAAGAAGACCUCGCCGCCGUUUAGGCAUUUGUCUCCCUUACAGAGAGAGUCUCGCCGUCCGAGCAGCGGUUCGGAUAGGAGUAAUGUCGGCGGAGAUGGCGGCGUCUGCGGAGCGAGUGCCGGUCCGUCGGCUAUUAAGUUUACUGAUAAGCAGUACUUGAACAUCUUGCAGUCCAUGGGGCAGUCCGUUCAUAUUUUCGAACCUUCCGGCCGUCUUAUCUACUGGAAUCGAAGUGCUGAAAACCUAUUUGGCUGGACUGCGGCGGAAGCUCUAGGUCAGGACAACAUUGACCUGCUUGUAGAUCCCAGGGAUGGCAAGAUAGCGCAAACGAUUAUUGAUCGCAACGGUCUAGGAGAGAGCUGGACAGGACAGUUCCCUGUGAAGAACAAGAGGGGUGAUAGGUUUACAAUUGCGGCCACCAAUACCCCUUUCUACGACGACAAUGGUGAUUUGAUUGGGAUUAUAUGUGUAUCAAGCGAUUCACGGCCAUUCAAAGAAGCGUUCGUCGAUUUAUCUGGUCAGAAGAGUUUAGGAGCAGACUCGAGUUCUAGCCGUGUUUUUGGUAGAAGCAGCAGCAGUGUGUCGGCCAAGCUUGGUCUUGAUUCCCAACAGCCUCUGCAAGCAGCAAUUGCGUCUAAGAUUUCAAACUUGGCUACCAAAGUGAGCAACAAGGUGAAGUCGAAGAUUCGAACUGGAGAGAACAAUGUUGAUCAUCGUGAAGGUGGUAGUGGAGAGAGUCAUCAUUCUGAACAUGUUCAUGGCUUCCCGGAUGUAGUGGCAGACCAGAGGGUUGAUGCAAACUCUAGUGGUGCUAGUACUCCCAGGGCCAGUACACCCAGGGGAGAUUUUCAUCCAUCCCCUUUCGUUGUUUCACCUUAUGGUGAUGAGGGUGAAGGGAAACCUGCAAUCCACAAGGUUAUCACUUCGAAGGCAGAGGCUUGGAUGGGUAAAAAAGGGCUGUCAUGGCCAUGGAAAGGGAAUGAAAGCGAAGUUUCAGAGUCAAGAACUACCAAAUUUGUUUGGCCUUGGUUGCAGAAUGAGCAAGAGGGUGAACCAAAUUAUCCGAAGAGUCCCUCUUAUGGUGGUACUAAAACUGAGAGUUACUUUAGUGAAGCUAAUAAUCGGCAUGGCAUUAGUGAGGCAUCUGGACUGUGGUCAUCCUCUGCAAAUGUUAACAGCACGAGCACUGUCAGCAGUUGUAGUAGCACAAGCAGCAGUACUGUUCAUAGGUUAGAUGUAGAAAGUGACUGCUUAGAUUAUGAAAUUUUGUGGGAAGACUUGACCAUUGGGGAACAAAUUGGACAAGGAUCUUGUGGGACUGUCUAUCAUGCCCUGUGGUAUGGAUCAGAUGUUGCGGUCAAGGUAUUCUCCAAGCAAGAGUAUUCAGAAGAUGUGAUACUUUCAUUUAGACAAGAGGUAUCCCUUAUGAAAAGACUUCGCCAUCCCAACGUGCUGCUCUUUAUGGGUGCCGUGACCUCACCUCAGCGUCUCUGUAUCGUUACAGAGUUCCUUCCUCGUGGAAGUUUGUUUCGUUUGAUCCAAAGGAACACAACCAAAAUAGAGUGGAGACGGAGAGUGCACAUGGCUUUGGAUAUUGCACGGGGUAUGAAUUAUCUUCAUCAUUUCAACCCACCUAUUGUUCAUCGUGACUUGAAGUCGUCGAAUCUUCUGGUUGAUAAGAAUUGGACAGUAAAGGUUGGUGAUUUUGGGCUAUCUCGUCUAAAGCACAAAACAUUCCUGACAACCAAGUCCGGGAAGGGCACGCCUCAAUGGAUGGCACCAGAAGUUCUCCGCAAUGAAGCCUCUGAUGAGAAGUCUGACAUCUACAGCUUUGGAGUGAUACUAUGGGAACUUGCAACCGAGAAGAUUCCUUGGGAUAAUCUCAACUCGAUGCAGGUAAUUGGUGCUGUGGGAUUCAUGAACCAACGGUUGGAAAUACCAAAAGACCUCGAUCCUCGUUGGGCCUCUAUAAUUGAGAGCUGCUGGCUCAGUGACCCAGCCAGCCGCCCAACGUUCCAAGAACUCCUGGAAAAGCUUAGGGACCUCCAGAGACAGUACACCAUCCAGCUCCAGGCCGCCCGUUCCUCCGCAGCCGCUGGAGAACAUCACGCCACCACCCUCCACAAGGAAAGCUAG
Molecule: messenger RNA, 2394 nt
Organism: Linum trigynum
Lineage: Eukaryota; Viridiplantae; Streptophyta; Magnoliopsida; Malpighiales; Linaceae
Source: the annotation of a GenBank genome assembly